This is a messenger RNA of Aspergillus nidulans FGSC A4, 1746 nucleotides long. RefSeq names its product protein velB (gene velB). The coding region runs from base 637 to 1746 and encodes 369 amino acids. Lineage: Eukaryota; Fungi; Ascomycota; Eurotiomycetes; Eurotiales; Aspergillaceae. The record is from RefSeq and is a predicted model, not a curated record. The transcript has 5 exons.
UUGGCACUUCCCAGCUCUCUCGGUUUGUCCUAGUCAUCGCCGACCGUGUCGCCGACGCGCAGCUUCCUCUGCCUUGACGCUGCAUGUGGCAUCCUCGUGUCAACCCGAUUCUCACUUAGCCCGGACGUUGUGAACCUUUGGGCUGGAUCCGUGGAUUCAGCAAAUCUCCCGCACUUGACAGCUCCCGCGGCUCACCUUGGAGACGAUCCCCGGUUGCUAUCUAAGAGCUUGUGUUUGCUUGACUAGGACACUCGAAGCUGUUGACCUCCUCGCCGCCUCUAGUACCGUCGCCUCGGGUCGACACCCCUCCUUCGCCACUUUGUCACCUCAAAGAUUUUCGCUUCCGAGUCGCAUUAUUGCAGGACACACCGCCGAGCACUGGAGCGGACCGUCUAAUUCAACUCACAGUCUAGAUUUCAUUCACUCGGCUCAAAUUCGACUCUCGCUCCGGAAUCUUGGCUCCGAGGAUCUGCGAAAUAAGCGGUUCGGACGUCGCGAGAUUUCAGCUUGACGACCGAGCUCUGACCUCUGCCGCAUCUUCCACUCGUCCCUUCCGUGCCGCGCUUCUAGCGAAGCUAAUUCCAAACUCCAGCAUCUUUACAUUUGUCUAAAGACUGGCCGCGAACGAUCGCGGUUAUGUACGCUGUUGAGGAUAGGGCGCAUUCCGGGCAUCACCCACCGCCGCUUUCGAUGGACCGUAUCCCACCCCCGUCUACUAUGUAUCCGAGCUCUGCAGGCCCCAGUGCUAUGGUUUCGCCAGCUGGUCAGCCGGAACCAGAGUCGCUUUCGACAGUGCAUGACGGUCGUAUCUGGUCCUUGCAAGUCGUGCAACAGCCGAUUCGCGCGCGGAUGUGCGGCUUUGGCGAUAAGGACCGAAGGCCAAUCACACCCCCUCCGUGUAUCCGUCUAAUCGUAAAAGAUGCGCAGACGCAGAAAGAAGUAGAUAUCAAUUCGCUAGACAGCUCAUUCUACGUCGUCAUGGCCGAUUUAUGGAACGCGGACGGUACACAUGAAGUAAAUCUUGUGAAGCACUCGGCUACAUCCCCUUCGAUAUCCACGGCCAUGUCUUCAUCGUAUCCACCACCGCCGCAUCCCACAUCCUCGGAUUACCCGGCAUCCUAUCAGACAAAUCCAUACGGCCAGCCUGUUGGGCAGCCUGUUGGGCAGCCUGUUGGAUACGCGGGAGUAGGCAACUACUAUGGCGGCAGCACCCAACUUCAAUACCAGAACGCUUAUCCUAAUCCCCAAGCCCAGUACUACCAACCGAUGUAUGGAGGCAUGGCGCAACCCCAGAUGCCUGCUGCUCAGCCAGUUACUCCAGGGCCUGGAGGCAUGUUCACGCGCAAUCUUAUCGGUUGCUUGAGUGCCAGUGCAUACCGGCUGUAUGAUACAGAGGACAAGAUUGGUGUAUGGUUCGUCUUGCAAGAUCUUAGUGUGCGAACAGAAGGAAUCUUCCGUCUGAAAUUCAGUUUUGUCAACGUCGGCAAAUCCGUUAGCGACCUCCCACAAUCGGAUAUUGCGGAGGUGAUCAACAAAGGCACUGCGCCGAUCCUUGCCAGCACUUUUUCGGAGCCCUUCCAAGUCUUUUCAGCGAAGAAGUUCCCUGGUGUGAUUGAAAGCACGCCCCUCAGCAAAGUCUUUGCGAACCAAGGAAUCAAGAUCCCCAUCCGUAAGGAUGGUGUCAAAGGUCAAGGCUCCCGUGGGCGCCACAGCGACGAGGACGAUGGUCUGGAUAACGAAUACUAA